Molecule: messenger RNA, 843 nt
Organism: Zalophus californianus (California sea lion)
Lineage: Eukaryota; Metazoa; Chordata; Mammalia; Carnivora; Otariidae
Product: mastin-like
Biological process (GO): proteolysis
Molecular function (GO): serine-type endopeptidase activity
Source: RefSeq, a predicted model, not a curated record
AUGCUGUGGCCUGUUCUGACCCUCCCCUGGCUGGGGGGCUCUGUGCCUGUGACCCCCGACUCCGGCCCAGGGCGUGAGCUGGUGGGCAUCGUGGGGGGCUGUGCUGUCUCAGCCAGGAAGUAUCCGUGGCAGGUCAGCCUGAGGUUCUACAGUAUGGAUCAUGGUCUGUGGCAGCACAUCUGUGGGGGCUCCCUCAUCCACCCCCAGUGGGUGCUGACUGCUGCCCACUGCGUUGAGCCGGACGACCUGGAGGCUUGUGCCUUCAGGAUCCGGGUCGGGCAGCUGAGACUCUAUGACCAUGACCAGCUGCAAAGGGUGGCCGAGAUCAUCCGCCACCCCAAGUUCAACAUGAGCCUGUCUGCCGAGGGAGGCGCGGACAUCGCACUGCUGAGACUGGAGGACCCCUUGAUGCUCUCUGAGGAUGUGAACCUGGUCUCCCUCCUGGCAGCCUCCCUGAGGAUCCCCUGGAGGAAGAUGUGCUGGGUAACCGGCUGGGGUGACAUCAUGGACAACUUGCUGCUGUCCCCGCCCUACCACCUGCAGGAGGUGGAGGUUCGUAUCGUGGGGAACAGGGAGUGUAAUCACCGCUAUCAGAACUCCUUGGACAGCACCGAUCAGGUCAUCAAGGGCGACAAGCUGUGUGCUGGGAGCGAGGGCCGGGGCUCCUGCCAGAUGGACUCUGGGGGCCCCCUGGUGUGCCGCUGGAAUUGCACCUGGAUCCAGGUGGGGAUCGUGAGCUGGGGCCAAGGUUGUGGUCACCGCAACUUCCCUGGGGUGUACACCCGCGUCACGAGCUACGUGUCCUGGAUCUGCCGGCAUGUCCCUCUGUUCCUCAGACCCUAG